AUGAUACCCCAGGGACAUGGCCCCGUGAUACCCCGGGGACAGGGCCCUGUGAUACCCCGGGGACAGGGCCCGGAGAUACCUGGGUGUGGUGCCUGGAACAGCCUAUGUCAGGCCUGCGGUUCGAUUCUGGAAGCUGCAGAGAAAUCGGUUUCCAUGGUGAGGGGAGGCCGCGCCGAGUUUGCUGCAGCCUUGGCCUGGCAGAAAGGAAAAGUCUUCCCCACCAAGGAGUAUACCACCUGGGUGGAGUCUGUCCACGAUAAUCCCACGGUGGUGGACUUCACGCUCCGGUCCAUCCUUGGCCUUGUAAAGGGGAUUCCAUGUGCAGUGACAAAGCGUAGACACCUGGAGCAGGCCAUGAUGGACUACAUGGAGACCUUUGACCCUUGCCGGUGCUCCCCGUGUUCCAAUAAUGGUAAAGCCGUACUGUUGGACAAUAGCUGCCAUUGUGUCUGCAAGGCCGGGACCUACGGGGACAACUGUGAGCUACGGACCCCUGACUACCACUCAGCCGUACAGGAUGGCUCCUGGAGCUGCUGGUCAACAUGGACAGACUGCAAUGCGUCAUAUCGCAGGAGACGAUCCCGAGUUUGCAAUAAUCCUGUCCCCCAGUUUGGGGGCAAGUCAUGUGAGGGGGCAGGCCAGGAGGAGCAGCAGUGUGUCAUCUCGCUGUUUGGUGACAGGAGCACUCUGUGUAUUAAUGACGACGAGGUGAGAAAGGAGAUCACUGAUCCACUGCAUCCUGGUCCCACCGAUGGCAGUGUCUACUGUCCCAAACCAGAGGCGCCCGAGAAUGGCUUCCUGAGGAUCUCCAAACCUCGUUACGACGUGGCUGAAAUGCUGGAGAUUAUCUGUUUCUCCGGUUAUGAGGCACGUGGAUACCAGUUCUACCGCUGCCUCCCGGAUGGAACGUGGCAGAAAGAGGAGAUGCAGUGUCAGCGGACUGUCUGCACACGACCUGCUGUCUCCAGCCCAGCCACCCUGCAUCCAUUCAAGACUGAGUACAGCAUUGGAGAGAGCAUCCAGGUCCGCUGCCCUCCUGGGAUGAGAGCAGCUGGUCAGCCUCAGUAUGAAUGUGGGGCCAGCCUCUUCUGGGAACCUGACCUGCCCCAGGAAAUUCUCUGCCAGUCUGGUAUCGACAGCUCACACUGUGACCCAGGACAGAAGGCAGAUGGAGACCAGUGCGUCUGCAAGUCAGCAGAUGAGGACUGCGGUACCGGUCCACCUGCAGAGAUCUGUGCGUAUGAUGUUGCAGCUGAGAGUGUGCUCAGUACCUCGCGCUGUGCCUAUUUGGCGAUGAGAUGUGAAAACCAGGACCUGCAGCUGGUGAAGGAGGGGCCAUGUGAAGACUCUGACCUGCUGUGGGCCGUAGAGAGAGCCCAGCUCUCAGUCUCCAGCUCCAAGAGGGUGCCCGAAUAUUAUCUUCCACACCUUUCACCCUUUCAGGAACAUACUCCUCCUGAACUCUGA
Rhincodon typus (whale shark) is the source of this 1467-nucleotide messenger RNA. Its product is annotated as complement component C6-like. The record is from RefSeq and is a predicted model, not a curated record. NCBI's taxonomy places the organism in Eukaryota, Metazoa, Chordata, Chondrichthyes, Orectolobiformes, Rhincodontidae. The coding region runs from base 1 to 1467 and encodes 488 amino acids. Gene Ontology annotation, biological process: immune response. Gene Ontology annotation, cellular component: membrane attack complex. The transcript is spliced from 10 exons.